This is a messenger RNA of Volvox carteri f. nagariensis, 579 nucleotides long. RefSeq lists its product as uncharacterized. Bases 1 to 579 code for a protein of 192 amino acids. The transcript has 6 exons. The record is from RefSeq and is a predicted model, not a curated record. Lineage: Eukaryota; Viridiplantae; Chlorophyta; Chlorophyceae; Chlamydomonadales; Volvocaceae.
AUGUCUGUCUGUCUUUCAAUCUGUCUGUCUGUCUAUCUGUCUAUCUGUCAGUCUGUGCGUCUGUCUGGAUGUGUGUUUAGCCGUCGCGAAACACGUCAAUUUUGCCGGGUGUGCUUCGGAGGUGCGGCUGCGCAGCUGCAGUUCGUGGAGUUUCCAAUGAAUCGGGCUCAACCUUCGCCACCAUCGCCACCAUCACCACGGCCACCACGCUCACCACGACGGCCGCGGUCUCCUCCGCCACCACCACCUCCACCUCCGCCUCCGCCACCGCCAGUCAAGCCGUUCCUGGCGUAUAAGUAUAAAAAGUACUACUACCUGGCUUCGACCUCCAAGUACACCUACUACGACGCUCAGGACUUCUGCUCGUCCAAGGGUUACAAGCUUGUCCCGUACAAUGAUUGGGAUCUGCUCGCUCCCACCACCAAGCUGUGCUACUCGAACGGCAAGGGCUGCUGGGUUAAGGGAGUGGAGGGCACCUACUGCGCGUACAUCGACCCGGCUGGCAACAAGGGUCCGUUCGCCCGACCCUGCAAGGAGAAGCACUACGCCGUGUGCUACGGCACCAAGAAACCCUACUGA